CGUUUCUGAUUUCCGGCAGCUUCCAUUCCAGUCCCUCAACCUUUGGCUACUUCCAUUCAGCAUCCAAUGACAUGUUCCCAAGAUUCGUUAGGGAAGCCUGUGUACUUCAAGAUGUAGAUCCUUCGGUAUUCUCUUCCUUUGAAAUCGCUGAGGACGGGGUUGAAAUCUUCGCUGCUUUGUUGUUGGAAGUGUUCUUCUUAGGCCGUCCUCUUCCUCGCCAUGUUAGAGAGAGACAAACCUCAAUGGUACUGGCUGACAAAGGCAAAUUUUAGUGGAGGAGAACAAACAUUGAGAAAUAACAUUGGUUAGAGAGGUCAUUGUUGCAAGUAUGAUGAUCAAAGUUCUUUUGUCUUUGUAAUCUAAUUGUUAUGCAACUAGCGCUGGAUCCUCAAAUUCACGAUUGAAGUAUGUUGAGCACCUAUUCUGAUAAAGAAGGGGUCGGUGAGGAUACAAAAUGCAAGUUUUGCUGCAAGAAAAGACAAGAAAUCUCUAGUUGAAGAAGGAACAAAAUGUGGAAGAAAGUGAACGAAAAAAACUUUCACACAAUGGUUGCCGAGAAAACAGGCAAUGAUGCUGAAAUCAACGCAAAGAGGGAGACUGAGGAGUCCAUGCAAGCUCAGUAUCCUCAACUCUUCACUGACCAAUGACUCAGGGCUCGACAAAAUGAAUCCAAUGGUGCAAAUAGAUUUGAAUUUGGAGCUCAAGGGCCCAAAAAGUGCGUUUUGCCCAGUAGUUUCAGAGUCCUCAGGGGCAAGGUUUGGCAGGCUGAGAGGUUUGAGGAUGAUCAGGAAAGGGGUGCUGCAUUCUGUGUUUCCCUUUUUCUGGUUGGGUGGCUGUGGAUUUGUUCUUGAAGUUAGAACAAUCCUCAUUGUGCCUGGAAAUACCUCUACAGACAUGUCAAAAUUCAGGGAUAUCUUUGAAAAUGGCUUCAAGGAGUAGGGGUUGGGGUCCAUUUUGGAAAAUGAAUUUUGUGGUUAGAG
This is a messenger RNA of Cuscuta campestris, 980 nucleotides long. The record is from the annotation of a GenBank genome assembly. Lineage: Eukaryota; Viridiplantae; Streptophyta; Magnoliopsida; Solanales; Convolvulaceae.